GCGAUUGCGAGAGACUGUACCCACAAACAGCACCGAAGAACGUUUUCAGUUCAGUCAGUCAGCCAGCAAAAGAGACAGGCAGUAGCCGUCGUGUCAUGGUAGCAUUUAUUUUUUCCCCUCUGUACAUUUUGUGCUCUUCACCAACGAAAACCUAAAGAGUGUCGUCGAUAUCUCGGCUGCUGCUGCUGCUUCAAAAACACUGCUGUGCUGAAGGCGAAAAAAGCAGGCCAUCCAUCAUCUUAAGCGCGAGGCAAAAAGGAAGAAAAACUCGCAUCGUGUGUGUGGUGCACCUUUUUUUCGGUACGGGUUUUUAUUUUUUCGAAAGUUACGUGGAUUGAGGAAAAGACUGGUUGGUUUGCUUCAUUUCGCGUGUGGUGAACGCAGAGGAGUUUCUGGAAGGAAAAGCUUGCGAGCGUAAUUAUGCGAUGGCCCUAGUGACCAUCCAGCGAUCGCCCAGUCUCGCAGAUACUUCGCCAAGUGCCAACUCGCAAUAGUCUACUAGUUUGGAUGGGAUAUUACCGUAAACGGUAUUGCGAUUCCUGCGUGUAAAAUCGUAGUGAUCUUUCCUACAGAUGGAUCAGUGUGUGUGUGUACAUUCUUGAUAUACUAGUGUGCGUACGUACACGGCUGAAUUUGGUGGUGUUUUCGCAAUAGUGUAUUUUUUCAUUUUCGAUUGUUUCCCAACCAAAAGUGGAAAAUGCAAAAAACGAGUGGUUUUUCCAAGGAUAAAUAACGCUUUCUAGAUUGAGGUUGUGUCCAGUCAGUGAGGGUAAAGCCUGUUGCCCGUGGAAGCAAGUUCAGAAAACUUUGCGAUUGAAAAAAAGGAAAAACGUGAAGAAAAGGAAGCAGCUUGCAAAAAAUGGUGUCAGCGCUGUCGGAGGCCAACAGUGGAAAAUCUUGUGAAUUGGAUAAGAGACACAAGCUGUGCAGAAGACGAUGAAAAUGCUAAAGUGAAUAAAAGUUUGAGUGACAGCCACUCUGCCUGCAAAGCUACCGCCCCGAUGCUAGGUUCCAACGAGCGUCUUCGCACCGCCACCUGCGAGGACCAACAACAACAACAACCCCCCGUAACAAGCGCAGCUGGGGUCACCAUCAUCGACAUUGCGACACCGACCUGUCCUCUCCAGUAUCAUCCAGCACAUCCUACCGCAACGGUUCGGCAUCCCCGUUCCCGCUCACACAGUGCAGAUGAGCGGGAGUCGAUUGCCUCGUCCACCACCAGUAGUGCAUCGUCCUCGGCCUCAUCGACUGGCAGUGACAUCCAGCAGCAUUUGCAGUCGAUGUUCUAUCUACUGCGGCCGGAGGAAACGCUCAAGAUGGCCGUUAAACUCGAAUCGCUACGCCCUGGUCGCACCCGCUAUCUGGUCGUAGUGUCCCGCCCACCGGCCCGACCAAGUCGCCAGCAGCAGACGUUGCUGUUGCAACAGCAACUCCAGCAGGCGACCUGUGGUUCCUCCUGGUUGACGUCGACCUGUUCGACGCCGGCAUCGGUGUCACCAGCGCCAUCGGUGGCUUCCAUGAGCAAACAGAUCACUUCCGCCUCUCUGUACAAGGCCGCAUCGCCUUCCACCAGUACUAGCGUCAUCGCCGGCUAUGGCGGCAUCGGAGACGAAACGUUCGUGUCCAGCUUAGAUAACUGUGUUCUCAGUACUUCUUCGAAGGCGGCUAACAAUAACAAAAGUGUCGAUAAAUGUGAUAGUAAUAAAACUAGUAGUUGUAGUAGCGGUAGUGUAGUUAGUGCUAAGCCACCGGUAGCCGCUGCGGCGCCAGCGGUGACGAUGGCGACGACAUCUCCCAUGACCUCGACAGCGGUCGUAAGCAAAAAUACCAGUGGGUUCGUUAGUGUGACUAGUAGUGGUUGUACUUCUGGCGUCAUCAGUAGAGUGAUUAGCAGCUCGGCCAGCCUGGGGAGUGGAAGCAGCAGUACUAGUAGCAUGUCUGGCAGUAGUAAAAAUCAAAAUUUUCAUACCGGCGGUUGCGGGGAGAUCGAAGAAUCCUGUCUGCUCGGGAUCGAUUGCAAUGAGAAGACUACGGUUGGACUUGUGCUGCGAGUGCUUGCCGAUACCGCCAUACGACUGGAUGGGGAUGGUGGAUUCAGUGUGAACUCGUGUGGAAUGCAGCACAUUUUCAAACCGGUCUCCGUUCAAGCUAUGUGGUCGGCCCUGCAAACCCUGCACAAAGUGUCCUCGAAAGCACGCGAGCACAACUUCUUCGCUGCCGGUUCGUCGCACGAGUGGGUAUCCUACUACGAGAGUCACAUCGAUUCGGAUCGGUCCUGUUUGAAUGAGUGGCACGCGAUGGAUUCGCUCGAAAGUCGCCGACCACCGUCACCGGACUCUGUCCGGAACAAACCAACGGAGCGUGAGGAAACGGAGUGUGUCAUACGCACGACGCUCAAGGAAAUCAUGAUGUCGGUCGACCUUGACGUGGUUACUUCCAAGUUCAUUCGUGGCAGACUGGAGGAACACCUGGACAUGGAUCUUAACGAGUACAAGUCUUUCAUCGACGAGGAAAUGCUGGUAAUUCUGGGUCAGAUGGAUGCACCAACAGAGAUUUUCGAACACGUUUAUCUGGGAUCCGAGUGGAAUGCCAGUAAUCUCGAGGAGCUGCAACGGAAUGGCGUCCGUCACAUUCUGAACGUUACACGCGAGAUUGACAAUUUUUUCCCGGGGACAUUUGACUACUUUAACGUGCGGGUGUACGACGACGAGAAGACGGAUCUGCUCAAGCACUGGGACAACACGUUCAAGUACAUCUCCCGUGCCAGGAUGGAGGGCUCGAAGGUGCUGGUGCAUUGCAAGAUGGGAAUCUCCCGGUCCGCAUCGGUAGUUAUUGCCUACGCGAUGAAGGCCAACAAUUGGGACUUUGAGCAGGCGCUGCGGCACGUCAAGGAAAAACGUAGCUGCAUAAAGCCGAACAAAAAUUUCAUCAUGCAGCUCGAAACGUACCAAGGCAUGCUGGACGCGAUGAAGAAUCGAGAGAAGCUGCAGCGGAGUAAAAGUGAGACGAAUCUGAAAAGUGGGAGCGGCGGUAUGAAGGACGCACGGUUACUGCCGGGAAGUGAACCGACUCCGCUGAUUCAAGCACUGAAUAGGGGUAGCAAUACGAACACGUUGAACAAAAGUGGUAGAUUUUUGAGGAAGCUAGGAAAACGACCGAAAAGUUGGUCACCGGAUACGGAGAAGGCGGUACUGCUGCUGGAGGCAAGUCGACAGCAGUCACAUUCAUUGGAGCAUUUAAUGGCACCGCAGAAUGAGGCCAAAACAAUUCGGAUGCCCUGUGGCAACGGGCAAAACUAUAGUGUAUCGCAGAAUCAGAUCGUUCAUCUGCAGGAAGGAGGGAUGGGAGUUCAGGAAGAACCGUCAGUGCCAUCAGCCUUAUCCGCAUCUUCGGUUCGGUCCAUCAUCAGUGAGCUGGAGUCGAACAAAGCCAAAGAGACCAGCAGCAAUCACAAGAGGAAAGGGUCCGCUUCGUCGGUAGCAUCUGCAACCGGGCUGAGUUUAGCACCGUCCCUCGAAACCGAUGAGGACCAGUGGGAUCCGGGGGAUGUUAGACCGGCUGUGGUGAGUACUUCUCAAGAUUGUGAUAAUGCUGCAUUAGCUCAACCGGUUGUCUGCUGGACCAGUCAGAGUCAGAUCAUUCAGCAGGCCUCUAUUAACGUUGCUCAACCGCAGCAGCAGCAGCAGCAGCCGGUACAGCACGUGUCUCGCCAGAAUUCCUGGUCCAGUGUAGACUCCGCCGUCGUAGCCGAUAUAACUCGAGGUACAUUUUCAAGCGCCUCACGGAAUUCGAGCUGGGGCUCGGGUGAUAAUCAGGGACAAAGGAUGGCGCCGGCGCCACCUUCGCGGAAUAGCAGCUGGGGUUCGUACGAUACGAGCAAUGCCAGUAGCAUUCAAACCGUGGUUGAAGUUCCUGUCGAUCCCAGUGCUGACGGAACGGAUGAAGAUCUUGGCCAUAGUGGGAUUUUCCCGUACGAUAAGGACGAAAUUCCGUGGCAUCCGGGAACGGUUAAACGAACAAAACAAAAAAUCGAAGAACGUUCCUCUUCGUCGAUCAAACGCAUUUGUAGUGAAAAGUUCGGACAUCAACAUCCUAAAGUGGGCGAUAGUAGGGGGACAAAUUCCCAACAGCGAUCCAACAGUGAGGAAGUUUUGCCAUUUAACCGAUCUGCGGCGAGUAUGGGUUCCAGUAUCUACACGAGGCUGUCCGUGUCGGCUCCAGGUUCGUACUGUUUAAGUCCCUUCGGUAGUAAAAGGUCAGAAGAGGAGCAUCAAUCCCCUUCGAAAGGCCACCAUCAUCGAUUUAGUUUCCGUAAGAAUACCCCCGACGAACAGAAAAAGAACGAUGAGAACACCGCCCUCAGUGGCAGUGGAAUCGUGAAGAAUCUGAAGAUGAGUUUCGAAGCUAAAGUGAACGAUCGAAGCAAGAAGGAGCAGAAAAAGGGUCGCUCUCUGCCAUCAUCUCCAGUUGCCAUACAUAUAGAGCUGAGCAAGCAGCACCAGGGUCAAAGUGCGAAACAGCAGCAGCAGCAGCAGCAGGAGGACAUCACCGUUCGUGAUCUUGUGGACCGUUACGAGGCACCUCGCUUCCGAGCUUCAUUCAACACGCACCACCGCCACAACAGUAGCUGCUCCUCGACAAACACCGAUCAGGUUGUGCUCCGUCAGCGACCACGAUCCGUUUUCGAACCGCUCAAGUAUGCACAAAAUCAGCAGAAACCGCUGAUGAUAUCUCACUCAACGACGCUUCUCAAAUCAUCAACGGACGAUUUCAGUCGACCACCACCGAUUCCGCCGGCCGUGGUCAGUGGUGGGGGACCAUUUGUUCGCGGUAUCAUCAUCGGCAGUGCCUCCUCCAAUAGUCAACCAGCGGUGGGCGGUGGUGGAACUUGCACCGGACCUGGUGGUGGUGGUGGUGGUGGAGGAGGAGGCACCAAAAAAGUGGUUCAACACCACGGGAAAACGCACCCACUGGCCAAAAUCAAUCUGACCAAACAUCGGAUCAAUGCGACCUCGACGACGGCAACCGCAGCGUACAACACGAUGUGAACCGGUUCACCGACAGUCUGUUUGAUUGUUGUUGUUGUUGUUGUUGUUGUUCUAGAAUUUCAAUCGAAAGUUGAUGGGUUUUUAUGGCGUAUUUUGCCGAAGGUGUGGGAAUUAGCACUGAAAAAUACUACCGACAACCACACGGUGGCCUCUUUUGAGGGACCGACUGCAGUAUUACUCGAAGAAAAAAAGCGUUGAGAAAUCAGUUGUUUGUCUUGAGGAACAAUAUUCUCUACAAUAUUUAUAAUUAAUAUUCUUUCAUGUAAUUGUGUACUGAUUGAUUAAACCACAUGUGUGUGAGUGUGUGACGAAAAUUUACUUAUCCCAUUGACUGUAUGGCAUAUGGCAUGGGAUUCAAUAUUUGUGGUCUUCGCUUUUUGUGGCUGGGGAUUUCUAAUUUGCCCAGACUUCAGUUCCAACCAAUCCAAAAAUCUACCAGUCAUCAGAGCAAAAAUUGAUCCAGAUUUCGAUUUCUUUACUUACUGGAACGGGGUAUUAUUGACCAAACAUUGUAAGCUAAAUGCCAUACAAACAACGCCUGUAGUUUAGAGCUUAGAAACACACGCUUUCUUCGGCAAGGCUGCUUGAAACGCCAACCAACUGCUUUCGAGGUCGCAAAUUCGGAGACUCUCUGUUCGUAAACGCUACCUGGCGGCGAACGAUCUAUUCUGUGUUUUUUUACUCAUCCCAAUCGAAAAUGCGAGGCAGAUUCGUAGACUAGUUGCACCAGCAGCGAGAAGAAAAAAAAAUCAUAUUGUAAAUAGGUACAUAACAAAAUAUACAAACUGCUAGUGUUUAAGAUCCCAAACCCCUCUCCCUCCAAAUAUCCUCGGACGCAAACUGGAACAAAAUAAGCUAUGUAAAACGAAGGGCUCUGUUGGUUAGUAGUUACACUUCGUAUAUAGGACAGAUAUCGAAAAAAAAGCUAUGUUAGUGUCGUGACCUUCCAGCCUAUAUCAUCCGCUCAUUUUGUAUUACAUAAAUGCUUGGCGAAUCCUGGUGAUUUCAGCUUUUCUUUGUUUGUUUUUUGUUUGUUUUUACUCCUUCGCCAGACUCAGACAAUAGUUUUUACUUGUUUAUCUUUUUUUUGCUGAAAACAGAAACUAUUACUACUACUACUAUCAUUACUACCACAGCUAUACUGCGAGCAGGCAAGCAAGCAAGCACUAUUAUAGGCAUAAUCGCAAAAGCAAAACAGGCAAGCAAACGCGCAUAGUAAAACAAUAUUCAAAUAGUUGUUCGAAUAUUUUACGUGGUUUUAUAAGCUUUUAAACUGAAGAAGAACAAAAAACUGUAACGGCACGAGUUUGCCAGGGAACGACAGCUUAGGAGUGAUCGCGAGAGGAAGAAGAAAUGCUGAUCUUAUAGAGAAACAAAAGCGAGAAUUUGUAUUUAAAGAGAAAAACGUAAAACAUGAUUACAGUAAAAAAGAA
Molecule: messenger RNA, 6481 nt
Organism: Topomyia yanbarensis
Lineage: Eukaryota; Metazoa; Arthropoda; Insecta; Diptera; Culicidae
Gene: ssh
Product: protein phosphatase Slingshot
Exons: 8
Coding region: 1002-5048 (1348 amino acids)
Biological process (GO): actin cytoskeleton organization; negative regulation of actin filament polymerization; protein dephosphorylation
Cellular component (GO): cytoplasm
Molecular function (GO): actin binding; protein tyrosine/serine/threonine phosphatase activity
Source: RefSeq, a predicted model, not a curated record